AUGGCCCAGAAGCACUCGCUAGUGUUGGAUGACCCAAAUGCACUCGCCGGUGUCAGAUGGCCCAGAAGCACUCGUUGGUGCCGGAUGACCCAGAUGCACUCGCCGGUGCCGGAUGGCCCAGAAGCACUCGCAGAUGCAUUAGUCAAUGCUAGAGUUGGCCCGGAUGCAUUAGUCAAUGCCAGAGAUGGCCCGGAUGCAUUGGUCAAUAUCAGAGAUGGCCCGGAUGCAUUAGUCAAUUCUAGAGAUGGCCCGGAUGCAUUAGUUAAUGCCAGAGAUGGCCCGGAUGCAUUAGUCAAUGUUAGAGAUGGCCCGUAUGCAUUAGUAAAUGCCAGAGAUGGACUGGAUAAUGGCAAUCUCAACGGUUAUUCUGCUCCUACCGAUAACUUCGGCAACCCCAUAAGCCCUAUUAUUUCAGUGAAGCCCGCAUUUUCAUCUAUCACAUUAUCUUCUCCUCCAGAUUGA
This is a messenger RNA of Impatiens glandulifera, 462 nucleotides long. RefSeq lists its product as uncharacterized. Bases 1 to 462 code for a protein of 153 amino acids. The transcript is spliced from 3 exons. The record is from RefSeq and is a predicted model, not a curated record. Lineage: Eukaryota; Viridiplantae; Streptophyta; Magnoliopsida; Ericales; Balsaminaceae.